Lactuca saligna is the source of this 720-nucleotide messenger RNA. The record is from the annotation of a GenBank genome assembly. NCBI's taxonomy places the organism in Eukaryota, Viridiplantae, Streptophyta, Magnoliopsida, Asterales, Asteraceae.
AUGAAAGGGAAGUUUAAGUCCUUUCAUGAGAAAAUAUACCAACUGCUUCUAGCCUCUAAGGCAUCCUCUUCUGAAGCUUACUCAAAAGAAACGAUUAAGUCUUUGUUCCAACGAAUCACUAAGGAACAUGCAGAGAAUGAUGCGCAGAUGAACAAGGCAGUGUCUGAGUCUACUGAAGUUUGCAAAUCUACGACCGAAAAAGUAGAUAAACUAAUCUCUGGAACAACCACUUUCAUGGAGAAUUACCAAACCACCUACAACAACAACACUGCAUUUGUGAAUGAAGCUCUUCAAAACUUGGGUGCUAUGUUCAUAACUAAGAAGAAAAACUUGGAGAAGAUUCACACUGGCUUGCAGCAGGAUCAUGCCUCAUUUCAAACAUCCCUCACUUUGCAAAUUACAAUGCUUCAGGAUGAUUUGGCGAUGGAGAGUAAGAUUAUGAAUGGUCUUGCCAGAAAUACAAAAAAGGUCAAGGUGUUAGCUUUUAAGCUUCAACAUUUUGAGAAAAAGGUCAAGGAUCUGCUAUCUGAGAGGGUGGUUGUGCGAAGCUGCAUUUCCAAUGUCACUAUCUUGCUCUCAGAUAUAAUUGAGACCAGGGACUCAAUGAUUUCUGUCAUUGUUCACAAACACUUGGCUGAAAAAUUAAGACCUAUAUUCACAAUGUCGCACCAUCUGCAGGGUGUUUCUCCUCAAAGUUCUGAUCAGAAACAAGGGGGAUAA